AUGGCGGCGUCCCUGGCAUGGCGUUCUUCCGGCACAUGGUCCCGCGUUCCGCCUGCGGAGCUACCAAAACGUGACGGCGCGGGGACGGCGUUGGUGCUGCCCGUGGUGGCCCAGAAGAAAGCCAAGAAAGUGCGGAAGGUAACCCGCCGGAGCGCAAACCCCAUCCUGCAGGCGUUCCCGUUGAAAUCUAUGGAACUUGGGAGGUUCUGAGGAUGUUCCUGAUGUUUCUCGUCUUGUAGAUCAUAUUGAAGGAGGACGUGGAGCAGCUGGGAAAGCAAGGGGAGAUGCUGGAGGUGAAGGCCGGGUUCUACCGCAAUUACCUGCUGCCGCUCGGGAAGGCUCAGAUCGUCACCCCUCUCCUCGUCAAGUAUGGUUCCUGACGCGUGUCUCCCUCUUCACCGCCCGCCCCCCGUCUCCCAUAUCCAUUACCAACUUCUGCCCAGAGCUGAGUCGUCCUAACCCAUUUGGGCACGUCUCCAGGGAAAUGCGGAUUGAAGAGGAGCGAAUUGAGGCAGAGAAGAAGCGAGUAAGUGACAGAAAAAUAUUAUCCAGAAGCUUUUUUUUUCUCUACGCUUGAAAUUCUUCCAUCGUUGAUUCAUUUGGACGACUUGCGAACCCCCAACCUAAGAAGAAUUCUCAAAAAGACUCGGAAAGAUGACAUCAAGGACCGAUUUUGGGUUAUAAUUCAGUAUGCUUGAUGUCAAUCCCGUGGAACAAAAUCGACGGAGUCGUCCCAGAAUCUUCCAUCCCCACGCCCGUGGAUCAUUGUUUAUCACUGUUCCCAAACCCUUUUUAGCCGAUACUGGCUGGUCGUGAAUAUCGCUGUUCUUCUUGUUUUCCGUAUAUUACUUUCCGAGCAUUGUCCCACAUCUUCGUCUACCAAGGUCACAUAUCCAACCUUUUUAUGCCCAUCUGCAUCCCAUUUUUUAUAAAAUAAUGACCUUUGUGGCCUAAUUGUUCUCAUACGCACGAAUCAAAAUUUGCAUGUAGUAACGCUACAUUUCAUAAAUUAUCUCACACUUAAAAAAAUCUGAUUAUAUCACGCACUCCAAUGAGGGAAUCAACUCCCAUGAAUCCUAUCGAAUGUGGUCCUCAUGGGCUCUUGGGUAAUUUGCGAAAUUAAGAGCCUCUGAGCUCAUGGUAUCAUCGAAGUGGACCAAUUUGAAUUCAAGCGGGCUUUUCAUGACAACGUGAAAUCAGAGAACUACGGAAUAGGAUGGAGACUGGCGGUGGAGGGCUUCUGGCUUGAUUACAAGCUGGCGCCGUCAAGGCUCUGAUUAGAAAUAGAAUGCCGUAGAACUGUUGCUGACUGCCGUUUGAUCUGUAAGCAUCGUAAUUAAGAUGGAAUAGAUAUGAUGCCCGGGAAGAUCAAGAAAGGAGAGGUUUUUCCCAUCCAGCUAUGAUUUUCUGUUGGCUUCAGUCAUUUUCUGUGGUACGAGGAGAUGCAUCCGUGAUGAGGAAGUCCUGGUUUUUGACCCUGCAGAUGAUAGGAUUCUAGGCAGGGAAAUCUGACGGUCUCAUUGUGGACUCGAGAUCGUCAAAAGAAAGUACUCUGAGGUGAGUGAGGAUGAGGAUGAGCAUCGGACAGGGUUGACUGAGCUUGUGCUACGCUUGUUGGUGAUAGCCUCGGUUUUUCCUGGGUUUCUAAGUGGAGGAAGAUCAAUGGCUUUGCAUUUAUCUCAUUGAAAUUUGGAGUUUUUCUUUCCUUCCUCAAAAUAACUAUGUAGAUAAAUCUGCGAAAUUAAUUUGACAAUCCUGCCGAUCCAUUCCUGUAUUCCUCUACCCCCGUGAGACAUGGAAGGCAUUAGUCGAGCUCGUAUGCCAGCUCAUAUUCUCUAUAAUCUCAGUCAACUCGUCAAGAUCGACCAUUCUACCGAGAUUUAGUCAGCAUCUCGUCCAUUUUUUUGUACAUAUUCAUAUGCUUUUCUUCCAUUAUCGUUCAUCAUUCAUUUCUUCGCGGGCAGGUAAAAGAAGAGGCCCAGCAGCUCGCGCUGAUAUUCCAGACAGUUGGAGCCUUCAAGGUCAAACGCAAGGGUGGAAAGGGCAAGCAAAUAUUCGGAACGUGAGUAUCAUCAAUACCCACAUAUAAACCGCACUUUUAUGUCGUAUAAUCUUCAAUAACGAGCUUACAGAGAGAGAGAGAGAGAGAGAGAGAGAAGGAGCCACCAUUGUCACAUCUUUCUAACGUUUCUUGGGUCAUCUUUCUUGGGUUAGAAAGAUGACCCAAGAGUCAAUGGUGACUCUGGCAGCGAUAGAGAGAGAGUCACCAUUGUCGCCACUGUCACAUCUUUAAGCUGUGCCAGAUGUCCGGCAGCGCUGGAGGGACCUUCUUGGGUCAUCCAUCUUCUAACGUUUCUUCUUCGUCUUCUUUUGUUCACCAGUGUCACCGCGCAAGAUCUGGCGGACAUCAUCAAGGCACAGCUUCAAAGGUAGAUGGAUAAACUUACCAGCAUAUGUAGGAUUUAUACAUGUAUAUAGAAGUAUAUGUCUAUACGUAUCUGAGCGGAAACUUUGGAGCUCGGAUCCCCGGUUUCUUUCUCGUUUGAAUCUGUUCCCAUUCCCUGCGGCGUUGCAGGGAUAUCGACAAGAGGAUCAUCGCGCUGCCGGACAUCCGCGAGACCGGGGAGUACGUCGCGGAGCUCAAGCUCCAUCCCGAGGUCACCGCCCUGGUGAAGGUCAACGUCUUCGCUAACUGA
Messenger RNA from Spirodela intermedia, 2696 nucleotides. Lineage: Eukaryota; Viridiplantae; Streptophyta; Magnoliopsida; Alismatales; Araceae. The record is from the annotation of a GenBank genome assembly.